Molecule: messenger RNA, 3191 nt
Organism: Nothoprocta perdicaria
Lineage: Eukaryota; Metazoa; Chordata; Aves; Tinamiformes; Tinamidae
Gene: SAP130
Product: Sin3A associated protein 130
Exons: 20
Coding region: 1-3174 (1057 amino acids)
Biological process (GO): negative regulation of transcription by RNA polymerase II
Cellular component (GO): Sin3-type complex
Source: RefSeq, a predicted model, not a curated record
AUGGACCAAAAAGAAAAAGAAAACCCCACAUUUCUUCUUUACCCGUCACCCGCCGCUCGCCCCGCGCCGCGCUUCCUCACCGCCCGCGUCCCCUCCUCCUCCGCAGCGAGCGAUGAAGCCGCCCGAGAUGCCGAGGUGGCCCCUCGGGAGCACGUGGGCCCCGGCGGCUCCCUGCAGCCCCGCGAGGAGAAGCAGGAGCCGGUGGUGGUGCGGCCCUACCCGCAGGUGCAGAUGCUGACRCAGCACCACCCGGUGCCGUCCGGGGCGCCCGUGACCGUGACSGCCUCCCCGGCGCAUCUGACGCCCGCCGUGCCGCUCUCCUUCUCCGAGGGACUCAUGAAGCCACCCCUGAAACCCACUAUGCCCAGCCGGCCCAUUGCUCCCGCUCCGCCCUCCACGCUCUCCGCUCCCACGAAGGUUCCUGGGCAGGUCACCGUCACCAUGGAAAGCAGCAUCCCACAGGCUCCGACAAUUCCAGUGGCAACUAUCAGCGGACAACAGGGGCACCCCAGUAACCUGCACCACAUCAUGGCCACCAACGUGCAGAUGUCCAUCAUCAGGAGCAGCGCCCCUGGGCCUUCCCUGCACAUUGGAGCUUCUCACUUGCCCCGAGGUGCAGCAGCUGCUGCAAUGAUGUCCAGCUCUAAAGUAACCACAGUCCUAAGACCAGCGUCCCAGCUGCCAAAUGCAGCUGCAGCUCAGCCAGCAGUUCAGCACAUCAUCCAUCAACCAAUCCAGUCUCGUCCUCCUGUGACGACUUCAAGCACUAUUCCUCCCGCCGUGGUGGCAACUGUCUCUGCUACGAGAGCUCAGUCUCCAGUUAUAACUACCACAGCAGCACAUGCUACAGAGUCGACUCUCAGCCGCCCCACUCUGUCUAUCCAGCAGCACCCGCCGUCAGCCGCUAUCAGCAUCCAGCGGCCCACGCAGCCGAGGGACGCGGCCACGCGCAUCACGCUGCCGUCUCACCCGGCCAUAGGAGCGCAGAAGCCGCAGCUCCACGCCAUGGCCCAGAAAACCAUUUUCAGCACUGGUACUCCGGUGGCAGCGGCAACAGUGGCACCUAUUUUGGCAACAAAUACCAUUGCUUCAGCAACCACAGCUGGUUCAGUUUCUCACACCCAAGCGCCUACAAGUACCAUUGUCACCAUGACGAUGCCCUCCCAUUCUUCCCAUGCUACUGCUGUCACAACCUCAAACAUCCCAGUUGCUAAGGUGGUUCCCCAGCAAAUCACUCAUACUUCUCCACGGAUCCAGUCUGAUUAUUCCGCAGAAAGGAGCAAUCUGAUUCCCAUCCCUGGUCACCGGGCAUCUCCAAACCCAGUAGCAAUGGAAACCAGAAAUGACAACAGGCAGUCGGUGCCUGUCCAGUUCCAGUACUUCCUACCAACGUACCCGCCUUCUGCCUAUCCAUUGACGGCGCACACCUACACGCCCAUCACCAGCUCYGUGUCUACCAUCCGCCAGUACCCAGUUUCAGCCCAGGCGCCCAACUCGGCAAUCACAGCUCAGACUGGUGUGGGAGUGGCCUCCACUGUGCACCUGAACCCCAUGCAGCUGAUGACUGUCGAUGCAUCCCAUGCCCGGCACAUCCAGGGCAUCCAGCCGGCACCUAUCGGCACSCAAGGGAUCCAGCCGGCACCUAUUGGUGCGCAGGGCAUCCAGCCAGCUCCCAUUGGGACYCAGGGCCUGCACCCCACUGCACCCAUCGGCACGCAGGGACUCCAGCCGGCACCCAUCAGCGCUCAGCAGCCCCAAGCCGAGACCAAGACUUCAGCAGUAGUGUUGGCGGAUGGAGCCACCAUUGUAGCCAAUCCUAUUAGCAACACAUUCAAUACAGCUUCAGCAGCGACCACAGUUGUGCAAACCCACAACCAGAGUGGCAGUGCCAGCGCGCCAGCCCAGGGCUCUUCCCCGCGCCCCAGCAUCCUCCGCAAGAAACCGACCACCGAUGGSCUGGCAGUCCGGAAAAGCUUAAUUCCCCCUCAGCCUUCUGAGAUAACUAGCACGCGAGUGGAGAGUACUAUGCGAAGCACGUCGGGAUCUCCCAGGCCUGCUGGUGCCAAGCCGAAACCUGAAAUCCACGUGUCCAUGGCGGCUCCCGUGACGGUGCCCAUGGAGGCAGUGUCGAACCAGGGUGGCGAGCAGCCCACCAUCGCGGUGCCCCCCAGCUCACAGCAGCCRCCCUCCGCCCUGCCGGGCAUCAUCGCGGGCGCCAGCCCCACGUCGCAGCCCGCGGCCGCGCUCGCCGCCCUGCCGGGAGCCCUGCCGGCCGCCCCGCCGACCUCCACGGCCAUCGCGGCCGCCUCCGCCCCUGCCUCCACCAUGAGCAGCGCCCUUUCCGCGGUGCUGGGGCCUGCUGUACCGGACAUAAAGAUCAAAGAGGAGGUGGAGCCCAUGGACAUCAUGCGACCUGUAUCUGCAGUCCCUCCUUUGACUACGAGUACUGUGUCUCCAUCUCUGGCGUUGCUGGCCAACAACCUUUCAAUGCCACCAAGUGAUUUACCUCCUGGUGCCUCCCCAAGGAAGAAACCCCGCAAGCAGCAGCAUGUCAUCUCCACAGAGGAAGGGGACAUGAUGGAAACAAACAGCACUGACGAUGAGAAAACCACUGCCAAAAGUUUGCUAGUGAAGGCAGAGAAGCGCAAGUCUCCUCCCAAGGAGUAUAUCGAUGAAGAAGGUGUAAGGUAUGUCCCUGUGCGUCCAAGGCCGCCUAUCACGCUGCUCCGCCAGUACCGCAAUCCCUGGAAAUCUGCCUAUCACCACUUCCAGAGAUACAGCGACGUCCGGGUGAAAGAAGAGAAAAAGGCCAUGCUGCAAGAGAUUGCCAAUCAGAAGGGUGUAUCCUGUCGUGCCCAAGGGUGGAAGGUCCAUCUCUGUGCGGCACAGCUACUACAGCUGACAAACUUGGAGCACGAUGUGUAUGAGAGACUGACUGCCCUGCAGGAGGGCCUCAUUCCCAAGAAAAAGGCAGCAACCGACGAUGACUUGCAUCGAAUAAAUGAACUGAUACAGGGGAAUAUGCAGAGGUGUAAACUGGUGAUGGAUCAAAUCAAUGAAGCUCGAGACUCCAUGUUAAAGGUGUUGGAUCACAAAGAUCGUGUUUUGAAGCUUCUAAACAAGAAUGGAACUGUCAAGAAAGUAUCCAAAUUAAAGCGGAAGGAGAAGGUUUAAAGCCAGAGUGGCUGGAA